UUCGUUAAUACUAUUAUAAUAAUAAGAAUCGCAAGCCACGUGACUUAGUGCUCCUUGAGGCGGCGCUCUCUCGAGGGCGUGUCACGUGCUUCCGCGUAGCGCUGUUCUCGAGCUCCGCUAGAGCUGCGUGGAGGUAGCGGCCCGGUGGCUCUAGGUGUCGGUCUUCGCCUGGUGGAUUCAGCCUGCGUGUACCGGACCGGCUCACAGGUACCGUGUUCUCCGUUGGUGAGUGGCCGGCAGCCGGGCGUCAUGCUGAGCCGGAAGAAAGCGAGAGCUCCGGGGGCCAAAGGCCGAGGUGCCGCAGCGGCCAAACAGAUGGGGCUUUUCAUGGACCCAGAGGAGAUGAUGGACAUGCAGGGCAAUGUGGACGACACAGAGCUGGAAGCAGAGUUUGCUGCUUUAGUGGGGAGAAAGAGUGCUGCAGCAGGGGCAGCUAAACCCAAAGCCAAAGCUCCUUUACCCAUAGAACACAUUGAAAAAAUGGCAGAGGACUGCAUGAAAGAUGUGGACGAUGAGGAAGACGAGGAUCUGGAGGGCGAUGAAGAUCUACUGGCUGAGCUGCAGGAGGUUGUGGGUGAUGAGGAAGCUGAGGAUGAAGAUCACACAACUCCAGCACUGACACAGGAAUCUGCCCAGCAGGUUAAGGACUCUGCGGCCCCUGGAAGUUUGGAGCACACCUUGGCUGAGAGAAUACAAAUGUACCAGGCUGCAGUGGCCAAUGCCAGUGCAUCUGGGGAGGCUUCUAAGGCUCGACGGUUUGAGAGAGGUCUCAAGUCCCUGGAGACGAUGCUCACAGCCGUGAAGAAGGGCAGCAAGGUCAACGAAUCAGAAAUACCGCCUCCGGUGGUCAGCGGGGCCUGUGGUGCUGCCCCUACGAGGGCACCUCCAGAGCCACCAGAAGCGACUGCCCCCAUGGAGCAGACACUGCUUGUUUCCAUGGCAACUGGGCCCAGUCUAGAAAGCCAGCAGGAGCUGGGUGUUGUGGCCAGGGAGCCUGCUUGUGCCCAGGCAGGCGGGGAACUGGAAGCCACAAAGGCCAUGCUGCUGGAACGGCAGAGGGAAUACAAGCUGGCAGCUUUGAAAGCCAAACAGAGCGGGGACACAGAGCGGGCCAGAGCCCUCCUGAAGACGGGGAAGAGAUUUGACACUGUGUUGGAAGCGUUGGAGAACGGGCAGCCAGUCGACCUCAGCAACAUGCCCCCCAUCCCUGGAGAAGCUGCAGACACCCCCAGCGUGAGGUCUCCUUCGGGCCCCGGGAAAGCAGCUUCUGCCUCACAGGAAGCCCGGGUCUCGCCACCAGCCACCGCCGCACCAGCUGCCCCGGCCCAGCCCAAGGACACCCUGGAGGCUCUGGAGCAAAGGAUGGCCAAGUACCAGGAAGCCUAUACCCAAGCCAAGGAGAGCGGGGAUUCCCGCAAGGCCCGCAUGCAUGAGCGCAUAGCCAAGCAAUACCAGAGUGCCAUACGUGCCCACAAAGCAGGCAAAGCCGUCAACUUUGAGGAGCUUCCUGUUCCGCCAGGCUUUCCACCAAUCCCUGGGUUGGAGAAGGCAGGGGGAGGAACCGAGCAAAGCCUGGUAACGGUGCUGGAGGCGGCCAACAAGCUUGCUGCAGAUGACGGGAAGGAGUCAGCGGAAGAUGAGGAUGAGGAAGAGAGCGAGCUGCCCAUACCUGGGAAGCCCCAGAAGUCCACGCUUGAUGUGCCACGAUCUGUGCAGGUCCCCAGUGCCAUGCGGUCGCCUUCUGUGGAGGGUCAGGCUCCUGCUGAAGGAGCCUCAUCCAAAGCUGAUCAGCAGCUGGACCUCCUGGAGAGCCGUAAGAAGCAGUACAUGAAGGCAGCUCUGCAGGCCAAGCAGAAGAAAGACAUGGAGCAGGCUAAAAACUUCCUGCGUGUCGCUAAGAGCUUCGACCCCAUCAUCGAGGCAGCCAGGAGUGGGAAGGCGGUUGACCUUGCCAAGGUGCCAUCACCCCCAGGAGACGAGGAUGAGGACUUCAUUCUGGUGCACCACAGUGAAGUUCAGGUCUCAGAGAAGACAGAGGAGGUGUACACCCAGCUGUUCAAGCUGCUGAACCAGCAGUAUGAGAAAUGCCUGACGUACUCAAAACAGUUCAGCCACAUGGGAAACAUCACGGAGACCACAAAGUUUGAGAAGAUGGCCGAAGGCUGUAAGAAAAAUCUGGAGAUCCUGAAGCUGGCGCAGGUGCAGGGACUGGAGCCCCCAAAACACCAUUUUGAGGACAGGACUUAUAAGACUGUGAGGAUAUUUCCCGAGCUCAGCAGCACAGAGAUGGUGGUUGUGAUUGUGAAAGGAAUGAACGUGCCAGCUCCUCACGGCAUCGCCCCCAAUGACCUGGACGCCUUUGUGAAGUUUGAGUUCCCGUAUCCCAGCACGGAGCAACCUCAGAAACACAAAACUGCUGUGGUUAAAAACACUAACUGUCCAGAGUAUAACCAGAGCUUUACUCUCAACAUCAACCGCAACCACAGAGGCUUCCGGAGGGUCAUCCAGUCCAAAGGUCUCAAACUGGAGGUGCUGCAUAAGGGGGGAUUCCUGAGGAGCGACAAGCUCGUGGGCACAGCACUUCUGAAGCUUGAGAAACUGGAAAUGGAGAGUGAGGUGCGGGAGAUCGUGGAGGUGAUGGAGGGCCGCAAGCCCACAGGAGGCCUGCUGGAGGUCAGAGUUCGUCUACGGGAGCCUCUCAGUGGCCAGGAUGUGCAGACUGUUACGGAGCACUGGCUGAUCUUGGAUCAGCCUCAGGUCGUUGUAUAAAAACAUGGCCAGUCAGGAAAGGUGAACAAGUGCCUCAGCACCAGAGGGCCAUUGGAUGAGCCAUUUCCCACACUGUGCACUGGUCCUCCUGUAAAGAGGAACACGGCCCCCGGUUCCUCAGGCGGGUCUGACUGGAUGUGUAACAGCACUUUGGAUAAUCAGCAGAUGCCUUCAGCCUGGCUUUAGGUUCAGGCUGAAUGGGGGACACACGUGACUUUCUGACCUCACUUUUUGUUUCUGAAGUAGGGUGAUAGUAAGUUGGAAGUCAGCAUGAUAAAUGCCUAGGCACUAAUACCAAAGUUAUCACUGUCGCUCUACUAUGCAUAGUAAAAUAGCGCACGCACACACACACAUCCAUAACGUACACUGCAGCCACCAGUUGAGCAGGUUAACGAUGCAGUGUGAUUGGCUCCUCUAAGCAAACAUCAGCCUUUCUGCAGUGGUCUGUUUGAUCACAGUCUCAUCUAUUUGUAGGCACCUCGCCACCUAGACACAGAUGCCAACAAUCGGUCCCGGGAGCCCACUGUUUAGCACUUUCGGAUGGUUCACACGUGUUCUGGUGAAAUGGAGACCUGUGCACUUUAGUGUUCCAUUUUAAAUUCCAGGAACAGCGUGCCAAAAAUCUGAGUCGUAUAUUAUCAGGAAAAAGCAUUCGGGAUUGUAACAUUUCCCCAGAGGCAAAGCGUGGGGAGACGUACCUUCUGCAUCGUGGCAUUCAGUCAGGCAAGCUGGUUUUCAUUCCAGGAGGAAAUUUCACAUGACUUUAGUUUGCCUUUUUAUAACCACAAUUCUUCAUUUAGCACUCGCUAGCUUUCUCGGGGAGUUCUUGUACUUUUUGUUUUUAUUUAAAUAAAAAGCACCUUAAAGUUUACAUGUCGUAAAAUGACACACUGAGGCAAAGAGGCCACACAGCAUGGCAUAGAAAGUCACUGUCACGGCAGCCUGACGAGGCAGCGAGCCCAUCAUCAUGCUUGAUCGCUGACCUGUAAAGAUACUGGAAUACGUCAGUGCCGUGUUGUUCCCGUGCCUCACUUCGCUGUACGUCUCCCUCAGUUCGCCUUUCAGCAUGUCGCCUGAGCGCUCUUUGCCUCCGUCUGGUAGCCGAGACUCAUGGGGCCGCUGUGCCCCUGCAUCGGCAUCCACAGCCCACAGCUCACUCAUGGAUCAGCUCCAGCGAGCAACGGUACUGGCUCUGUGGUACCACUACUCUUCAGAGGACUUGACACUUUAGUAUAACUUGUGUACUGGCUUGGAUUUAAACUUAAUGCAAUAAAAGUUAGUUUCUCUUUU
Paramormyrops kingsleyae is the source of this 4059-nucleotide messenger RNA. NCBI's taxonomy places the organism in Eukaryota, Metazoa, Chordata, Actinopteri, Osteoglossiformes, Mormyridae. The record is from RefSeq and is a predicted model, not a curated record.